UUUUAAGGAAACCUAUUGUGGGCUCAAGUCUAAUGAUGCUGGAGAAGUAAUGAUUCAUGGAAGUAGAUUUGGCUAUGAUAGUCAGAAUGUGCUUCAUAUAUGCUCCUUAAUAAAUUAAACAGUCUCAACCAAAUAUGCUUUUCUAAUCGUCCUUCUGCUUUUUCCCAUUCGUAGGUGCUUCACACCUAAGGGAUGUAUUCUAUCGAAUGGGUCUAUCUGAAAAAGAUAUCGUAGCACUAUCAGGGGGUCACACAUUGGGAAGGGCUCAUCAUGAGAGAUCGGGAUUUGAAGGGCCUUGGACAAAGGAGCCUCUGAAAUUUGACAAUUCUUACUUUCUGGAGCUAAUUAAAGGAGAUUCAGAAGGUCUUUUGAAACUUCCUACUGAUAAAGCUCUGAUGAAUGAUCCUGUGUUCCGGAGUUAUGUCGAAUUUUAUGCUAAGGAUGAAGAUGCAUUCUUCAGAGAUUACGCAGCCUCACAUAAGAAACUCUCAGAGCUUGGAUUUACUCAUCCUUUGGCCAUGAAGAACAUAUUGGCAAAAAUUGGUGUAAUUGCAGCAGUGGUGAUAUUGAGUUACUUGUAUGCAAUAAACAGAAGCGCCAAUUAACUUAUGUCCAAACAUAUUGAUCUUAUUUCAUUGGAUAUGUGUGGUGAAACAUGAUAACAUCAUCUUACUAUUUCUUCUGUAUAUAUUGAUGUUCAUGUCUGGAAUCUUUAAACCACCUCUUGAGAAAUUUGUGAAUUGAGUUAUUUGAUCCAAGUGCUUUCAUGUUU
Molecule: messenger RNA, 772 nt
Organism: Olea europaea var. sylvestris
Lineage: Eukaryota; Viridiplantae; Streptophyta; Magnoliopsida; Lamiales; Oleaceae
Product: probable L-ascorbate peroxidase 4, peroxisomal
Exons: 4
Coding region: 207-605 (132 amino acids)
Biological process (GO): cellular response to oxidative stress; hydrogen peroxide catabolic process; response to reactive oxygen species
Molecular function (GO): peroxidase activity; heme binding
Source: RefSeq, a predicted model, not a curated record